Molecule: messenger RNA, 1046 nt
Organism: Bactrocera latifrons
Lineage: Eukaryota; Metazoa; Arthropoda; Insecta; Diptera; Tephritidae
Exons: 2
Coding region: 351-1046 (231 amino acids)
Source: RefSeq, a predicted model, not a curated record
AGUUCGGUGAUGAACGUGCGCACGGAUAAAUUCUAGAAAUUUUGCUGUUUCAACCUUUCAGUUAUCGAAAUGUUACGGAUAUAGUGAAAUAAUACGCCUGCACAUGAUAUUUGAUAUCAGCCGUAUCUUGUCAAAUGAGUGUUCAAGCUUGUCCCAAAAAUAUUUCAAUAUAUAUAUAUAUGCCCAGAUCUGAUAUUCAGUGAAAAUGGUCCACUAACGUAGUACAGUGGUUGCCAUAGAUACAAGAAAUUGUUUCAAUGUUCUGAAUUUGAAGUGUGUGAUCAAUGAACAUUUAAAGUUCGUGUUUAUUUCUUUAAUAUAUCGGAUUGGGCGAGAUAUAAAAAUGUCGAAUGAAUGGGAAGUCUUGCAACAUACUUAAUGAUAUUUAUCUCACUAUCGACCUAAAGGCAAUGAAAAUGCACCUGCUGUGGCUCAUCAGUAGUAUGGGAUUAUCGCUGUUACGCCUACAGCUCACCCAAUGCAAUGAUAUUGAACAGUUGAGGAUUGGCAUAGCGGGAAACCCAAAUGAACACAGCGUAGGAAAUAAUGAUCAAUUGAAUACCAAUUCUGGCAUAAAUAGGAACGAUCUUGCUUUAAUAAAUACUAAUAAUAGUAUGUUGGGGACAAUUUUUAGUGGAGGCGGAACUGCAAACAAAGAUAUAAAUACUGAUAUUAAUUUUGGUGAAGCAAAUACGGGAGUAUCUGUUAACUUUGAAACAGGAUUAGGCGAUCAAGGAAGUAUAAAAGUUGAUAGUGACUUUCCGCUAGCAGCAGUACCAGGACUAGGGCACAACACAGAUUUCAUUUCUACUGGUCAAUUUAGAGGACACAAGCAAAUCAAACCUUAUGGUCAACAAUAUGGCCACGCAUUAGCUGGUUUGACGAAUUUGGGAAUUAUUAUACCAAAAAGCAAAGGAUCUAACCUUGAGGAUUUUGCACGUAAUAGCGGAAGCCGUAAAAUGCAAACUAAAGUUGAUAGUGAAAUCAACUUAAUGGACUCAACGAAUAUAAGUGGAAGUAACGGUGGGCAGAAUACGUACCUGUAA